Molecule: messenger RNA, 1195 nt
Organism: Chironomus riparius
Lineage: Eukaryota; Metazoa; Arthropoda; Insecta; Diptera; Chironomidae
Source: the annotation of a GenBank genome assembly
GUCUGAAUUUUAAGCGCAAUAUUAUUUAAUUAUUUUAAGGAAUAAAGCUCAUUAGAGAUGUUUAAAUAGUGCAAAAGUAUGUGCAAACCAUAAUACCAUUUGAAAACAGUGAGGAAUAUAAGAAAUCAAUAGUGAAAUGACGGAAAAUUAGAGUGAAAAGAAUUGAUUCAAGAAAUUUGUGUAAAUCACUUAAAAUACCAUGAAAUUAAGUAAAAGCUGUCAAAUAAAGUGCAUUUGUGUUCUAUCAAUUCCAAAGUAUUUUAUAAAUAAAUUAAUUUAACUAGUGAAUGCAAGAAAAUUAAUCUAUAAGGUGCAAAAAGAAAUUUAUAUAAGGAUCAGACAAAAAAUAGUGUUUGACCAUUAAAGUGAAUAAGUUAAGGAAUAUAGAUAGAUUUAUAAAAUUCAAAUAAGAUGGCAAGAGAUUACGAUCAUCUCUUCAAGCUGUUAAUUAUAGGCGAUUCAGGUGUUGGAAAGUCAUCACUAUUAAUACGCUUUUCUGACAAUACAUUUAGCGGGAGCUAUAUAACAACAAUUGGUGUUGAUUUCAAAAUACGGACAGUUGUCAUUGGGGGUGAACGUGUAAAAUUGCAAAUUUGGGACACUGCUGGACAGGAACGUUUCAGAACAAUAACAAAUACAUACUAUCGUGGAACACAUGGUGUUAUAGUUGUAUAUGACGUAACAAAUGGAGAAUCAUUUGCAAAUGUGAAGCGAUGGCUGCAAGAAAUUGAUUCAAAUUGUGAAGUUGUAAAUAAAGUUCUUGUCGGAAACAAAAAUGACGAUCCACAGAGGAAAGUGGUAUUAACAGAAGAUGCCCAACGAUUCGCUAACCAAAUGGGAAUUCAACUGUUUGAAACAUCCGCCAAAGAUAAUUUGAAUGUAGAAGAAAUGUUCUUAGCGAUAACUGAGAAAGUACUACGCCAUAAAAAACAAACUCAACGUCAACAGAUUGAGCAGGAAAGUGAGGGAAGAAUUAAAGUUAACAAUUCGAGAGAUCAAAAGAAAAAAAAGAAAUGUUGCUAGUUAAUUUUAUGGAAAAAACUAUUGAGAAUGUCAUCAAAAUCAUUUUGUACAUUUUUUAUAUGUGAAAGAAUGAACAUUUAAUAUUUUUUUUAAAAAAUACAUUAAUCGCAUGAAAAAAGAAUGAUUGGUGAUGAUUAGAAACUUUAAAAUUUCAAUAUUCAGAUGACUAUAA